AUGAAACCAGACUCAACGGUUCGCGUCGCCCUGGUGCAGAUGGCCUGUAGUGGGUCGCGAGAGUCCGUGCGUGACCGCGCCGAGGCCUACGUCCGUCAGGCGGCCGAUGACGGCGCGCAGGUGGUGUGCUUGCAGGAGCUCUUUGACGCGGCCUACUUCCCGCAGGAGGUCGCCGUCGAGCGCUACGCGCUCGCGGAGCCGCUGCCCUCGCCGACGACCGAGCGUUUCGGCGCGCUGGCGGCAGAGCUCGGCGUCGUGUUGAUCGUGCCGAUCUUCGAAGAGGCGCAACCGGGCGUCUACUUCAACUCGGUCGUGGUCUUCGACGCCGACGGCGUCGACCUCGGCAAGUACCGCAAGACGCACAUCCCCGACGGGCCACAGUACCUCGAGAAGUUCUACUUCACGCCCGGCGACCUCGGCUACAAGACGUUCGCCACGCGGUUCGGCAAGAUCGGCGUCGCGAUCUGCUGGGACGAGUGGUUCCCCGAGGUCGCGCGGAUCAUGGCCCUCCAGGGGGCGCAGGUGCUGUUCUACCCGUCGGCGAUCGGCACCGAACCCGACCGGCCCGGCUACAGCUCGGCCGAGGCGUGGCGGACCGUGAUCCGCUCGCACGGCAUCUGUAGCGGCGUCUUCGUCGCGGCGGUGAACCGCGUCGGCACGGAAGAAGCCAUGACGUUCUACGGCGAGAGCUUCGUCAGCGACCCGUUCGGCGAGAUCAUCGCCCAAGCCGACGGCACAGAGCAGGUCUUGCUAGCGGACCUGCCGCUGGGCCGCGUCCGCGAGUCACGCGAGCUGCUGCACUUCCUGCGCGACCGCCGCAUCGACACGUACAAACCGCUCCUAAAACGCACCAUCGAAGAAGCGUAA
Messenger RNA from Symbiodinium sp. CCMP2456, 867 nucleotides. Lineage: Eukaryota; Dinophyceae; Suessiales; Symbiodiniaceae. The record is from the annotation of a GenBank genome assembly.